AUGAAAAGAAUAAAAAUUUGGACUGUAAUAUUGUUGCUUUUUUAUGUGGUAUCUGUCCUAGCUGAUGAACAUUCACAUACGUACGAAUCUGAAGAUGAUGUGAUAAUAUGGGUGAAUACAGUGGGACCUAAAUCGAAUCGGCAAGAAACCUAUGAAUAUUUUCAGCUUCCGUACUGUCAGGGGGACCAUGUUUCCGAACAUCAUCAUGAAACAUUAGGAGAGGCAUUGUUAGGCAUGGAAUUGGUGAAUUCUGGAAUUGGCAUGAGAUUUUUGGUAAACGAGGAAAAUGUCACAAUUUGUGAUAAAGGAUUAACGGCAAAGGAUGUCAAUCUUUUCCGUUAUGCUGUUUCCAAUAAUUACUGGUAUCAGUUAUUUUUAGAUGAAUUGCCAGUUUGGGGAUUUGUCGGAGAGUUUGAUGCAAACACCGGUGAUGCUUACUUAUAUACUCAUAGGGAUUUUGUAAUAAGCUAUAAUCAUGAUAAGAUCAUCCAAGUCAAACUCGAAAGCGGAAAUCCAGUCAAAUUGUAUUGGGAAACUCGAGAUAUACCAGUACGAUUUUCAUAUUCGGUAAGAUGGGAACCUACUGAGGAUUCAUUUGACUCAAGAUUUGAUAAAUUACUAGAUACAGAAUUUUUUGAACAUAAGAUUCAUUGGUUUUCAAUUUUCAAUUCAUUUAUCAUGGUUAUGCUUUUGGCCGGCUUUGUUAGCGUCAUAUUAUUGCGUAUGCUAAAAAAGGAUUACGCUAGGUAUGACAAGGAGGAGGCUCUUGGUGAUUUGGAUCAUGACCUUGGUGAUGAAUAUGGUUGGAAACAAGUUCAUGGCGACGUUUUUCGUGCACCUCGUUCAUUACUAUUAUUUUCAUCUCUAGUCGGUACUGGACACCAGUUGAUGUGGCUAACUUUGGUUAUGAUUCUGUAUAUAAUAAUUGGAGAUUUAUACGCAGAGCGUGCCACUAUACUGACGGCAUCAAUAUUCUUUUAUAUCUUGACGUCUGCCAUUGCAGGAUAUUCCAGUGCGAACACAUAUCAGAUUUAUGGAGGUAUUGGUCUGAAUAUUUCUCGAAGUCGUAAUUGGAUAAAAAAUAUUCUUGUGACUGCUACUUUGUGGCCAGGAAUAAUCAGUAUUAUGACGGCUAUGAUCAAUUUUGUUGCCGUAUAUUACUCUAGUUCGCGGGCAAUUCCGUUUACAGCCAUGUUAGUGAUUUCUGCAAUUUGGUUGUUCCUUGCAUUUCCAUUGACAUUUCUGGGGGCGAUCCUUUGUCGCAAUUGGGCAAGUCAGCCAAAUUUUCCUUGUCGCGUUAAUCCUAUUCCGCGACCUAUUCCUGAGAAAAUUUGGUACGCUGAACCCCUUGUGAUAGUCGCUCUUGGCGACGAAGUGUUAGACGAAAUUCUCGAACUCUUUGGAGACGAAGAGAACGAAAGGUUGAACAGCCUACAACCUGAGCCGUCUAGUAGUAAUGAAUACGCGCAAGAAAAACGAUCAUCUAGGACCUCCAACCAGAAACGAAAAAGGUCUACUACAUCACCUCGUCGCGGAGGAUACUCGGAAGAAGAUGGUGAGAGUAACGAAAGACGAAGAGAUACAGACGAGUUUGAUUCUGAAUUGUACCAUGAUGAGGAUGAUCGAGAUAGAUUAGAGAACCUUGUUGAGCUCGAUCGUGAAAGAAUAUUGGCUGAAAGAGCUGAAAAAAUACAACAUCAUAAAGAUUUAGAAGCAGUACAGUUAAUGAUAAAUAGUGAAGAUGGUGGUACAACAAGAAGAUCUUCUAGAACAAAGGAUUCAAGAAAGAGAGGAGAUUUCGAAGAACUUAGACGUCGACGAGCACAAAAAAAUCAAAGUCAGCGAACAAGAGCUGGAUCACAGAGUCCAGAACCUGGUGAACAUAUUACAACCGGUGACGAAGAUGACAUGUUCUAUGAAGAGAAUGAAAGUUGGGAACGUAAUAAGGAUGAUGAUUCUGAACCUUUCUUUGAGAAAAUUGUAGUUGGUUGUUUUGUUCGUUUGCAUAUUGGAUUACAAAAUGGUGUUGAAGUACCAGAAAGGGUACAACCAUAUCUGAUAGAUGCGAACGAUAAAGUAAAGACAAAUAAAGUAUUACGUCUUAAACAUGCCGAUGCUGUAAAAAGUUGGCAAAUGAAUAUUAUUUCAAACGGAAAGUUUGAACAGUCUGAGUUUGAUCGUUGGACAGUAACUAUGAAAAUUAAAAAGUUUGACUUGCCAACGAAAGAAGCAAUAAUGAGAAAGAAAGAUCAAAUUAAGUCUGCUGAUGAAUAUAUUCUUUCCGAGCAAGAUGUUGAUAUAAUGAUAAAACAGAAGCAAACCCUUCGUGGAGGAGUUGAACCUAUAAAUUUACUAACCGAAAAAACUACCUUGGUAACUCAAAAGAACUUAGCAAUUGCUCAAGGGAAUACCAGAGAAGCACAAAACUAUGGUUUACGCCUUGCAGAGAUAGAUAAGAUACUUUCUGAAACAUCUCGUUCUCAAAAACAAGACACAUGGGCUCGUGUUAAUGAACGAAAUCGAUUAAAAAAUUUGGAAGAUUCACGUAGAGCAGAAGAGGAAGCCAGAAAAAGUAGAAAAGAAUUUAUUCCUAGAAAAUCCAUAAAAACUUCUAUAACAGAUUCACCAACUUCAAAAUCGAAUGGAGUUAGAGCUGAACAAUUUGAGAAAGCAAAAAAAUCGUCAUUGACACCUUAUGAGGCUUUAAUUAAUGAAGUCCAAUGUAACCUUUCUCUUCCUUCAGAUUCGCUUAAUAGUACGCAAAAUCAAUCCGAAGUAGAUUAUGAACAGAGAUAUUCAAGUUUCACCGUUGAACAAUCAUUGGAAUUGAUUCGUAAAAUUGUUAAACAAUCAUCUCAAGCACAACAACAAUCUGACGUCCCACAGCAGCAACAGCCACAAUUGCCACCACGCGAAGAAUCAAAGAAUAUACAACAUUAUGCAACUCAACCGCCGCAUUCGUCAUGGAAUUCAGAUGGUGCAAUUCCGUCAUUAAAAGAUUUGCACUAUGAAAUUUGA
Molecule: messenger RNA, 3018 nt
Organism: Dentiscutata erythropus
Lineage: Eukaryota; Fungi; Glomeromycota; Glomeromycetes; Diversisporales; Gigasporaceae
Source: the annotation of a GenBank genome assembly